AUGAUGCUUAUUCUUCAGUAUAUAGAGACUUAUUUAGAAAUGAUGAACCAUUUAUGAAUUAUGAAUCACCUACAAAUAAUAAAUCAUCUACGAAUAAUGAAUUGCCUACAAAUGAUAAAUUGCCUAUGAAUAAUGAAUC
Dentiscutata heterogama is the source of this 139-nucleotide messenger RNA. Lineage: Eukaryota; Fungi; Glomeromycota; Glomeromycetes; Diversisporales; Gigasporaceae. The record is from the annotation of a GenBank genome assembly.